AUGAAAUCCGCCGUUUCUCUCCUCGCCCUCGCGGGUGCGGCUUCUGCUGCCGACCUGCCUUCCAUCAUCGCCAAGGGCAACAAAUUCUUCUACCCCAACGGCACUCAGUUCUUCAUGAAGGGUAUUGCCUACCAGCGUGAUAUUGGUGCUGCCGGCGCUAAAUCCGACCCGACCGCCAAGUACAUGGACCCUCUCGCCGACAAGGACGCCUGCAAGCGCGAUGUCCCUUACCUUCAGGAUCUCAACAUCAACAUUAUCCGAACCUACGCCAUUGAUCCCAAGGAGGACCACUCGUACUGCAUGGGCCUUCUCCAGGAUGCCGGUAUCUACGUCGUCUCUGAUCUCUCGGAGCCCGCCACCUCCAUCAACCGCGAUGACCCCCAGUGGAACACGGAGCUCUUUGACCGCUACAAGGCCGUUGUCGACGAGUUGAGCAAGUACCCCAACGUUGUUGGUUUCUUUGCCGGUAACGAAGUCAGCAACUCUGCCAACAACACUGGCGCCUCCGCCUACGUCAAGGCCGCCGUUCGCGACACCAAAAAGUAUAUCAAGGACAACAGCAAGCGCUGGAUCGGUGUCGGCUACGCUGCCAACGAUGACAAGGACAUUCGCAAAGAAAUUGCCGACUACUUCAACUGUGGCAAGUCUGAGGAAUCCAUCGACUUUUGGGGCUACAACAUCUACUCCUGGUGCGGCAAGAGUGACAUGCAAAAGUCUGGCUACGACCAGCAGGUCAAGUUCUUCCAGGACUUCAGCGUUCCCGUCUUCCUUGCCGAGUACGGCUGCAACCUGCCCAACGGCGCCAAGGGACGUAUCUGGGAGGAAACCGAGGCUCUAUACAGCAAGGAGAUGACUGAUGUCUUCAGCGGUGGUCUCGUCUACAUGUACUUCCAGGAGGAGAAUGACUACGGUGUCGUUGAAAUCAAGAACGGCAAGGCUGUGGAGCAGGACGAUUACGACGGCCUGAAGAAGGCUCACGCUGCUGCCGACCCCCAGGGCGUCGCCAUGGACAAGUACACUCCUUCCGGCAAGGCUGCUCAGUGCCCCGACGUCUCCAAGGCUUGGCAAGCUGCUGCUCAGCUUCCUCCUACCCCCGACAAGGAUCUCUGCAAGUGCAUGGCCGACUCUCUCGAAUGCGUCGUCUCUGAUGACCUGAGUGUGAAGAGCUAUGGUGACCUCUUUGGCAAUGUCUGCGGUGCCAACCAGAAGACCUGCGCUGGCAUCAACGGCGUUACCAAGCUCGGCAACUACGGUGCCUACAGCAUGUGCUCUCCCAAGGAAAAGCUCUCCUAUGUCCUCGAUGCCUACUACCGGGCUAACGGCAAGUCCUCUGAUGCUUGCGGCUGGAAGGGCGCCAAGCUUCAGAAGGGUAGCACCGCGUCCAACUGCCAGAAGAGCCUCAGCGACGCCAAGAACCAGAACAAUGCUAUCGCCACUGCCACCAGCAACGUUGCUGCUCCCACGUCGAGCGGCGGUAGCAGCAGCGGUGGCAAGAAGGAGAACUUUGGCGUUCGCACUGCUCCCUCUGGCGUCCUUGCUGCUGGUGUUGUCGCCAUGGCUGCCCUGCUUGCUCUGUGA
Molecule: messenger RNA, 1578 nt
Organism: Beauveria bassiana ARSEF 2860
Lineage: Eukaryota; Fungi; Ascomycota; Sordariomycetes; Hypocreales; Cordycipitaceae
Product: beta-1,3-glucanosyltransferase
Exons: 3
Coding region: 1-1578 (525 amino acids)
Biological process (GO): fungal-type cell wall (1->3)-beta-D-glucan biosynthetic process
Cellular component (GO): fungal-type cell wall; cytoplasm
Molecular function (GO): 1,3-beta-glucanosyltransferase activity
Source: RefSeq, a predicted model, not a curated record